AUGGGACCCGCACGGACCAAGCGGAGCGCCAGGGCCUAUCACACGGACGCACAGCCUGGCGGUGGCGGCUGGAACGACGCUCCCGUGCAGCCCAACCCGCCUCAGGCUCCGUGGCAGCAGGCCGCAGCCGCCAGGGUCGCCGCCUUUGAGGGACAGCUGCAGGGCAAUGCCGACAGCGCCCUCGACCAGAUGCCCGGACAGCGGAACACCGUCUCGCAGGCUCAAAUCGCCCAUAACCGUGCCAUGAUGUCUCAGGGCCAGGGUCCGGGCCCGGGCCAGCAGCGCGCACCGAUGCAGCCGCAGGGCGGACCUGGAGGCGCCUUUUCCCAAGCCAUGCCGCCGCAGCAGCCUGGAGGUGGCAUCGCCCAGCCCCCUCACCAGGCCGGCCAGCGCUUCGCCGGCCCCCGUUCCAAGAUCGACCCGGACCAGAUCCCCAGCCCGGUCGAGAUGCAGGAUGCCGACCAGGAGUUUUUCGACAAAGAGUGGUUCGCCACCUGCGGCCGCGGCGGCCUGCCGCUCAGCACCACGAGCUUUGCCGCCGUCGACCAGGGCAACUGCUCGCCCAAGCACGUCCGGCUCACGACCUACAGCAUGCCGGCUACCGACGAGCUCGCCACCACGUCGCAGCUGCCCAUCGCCCUGCUGCUGCAGCCCUUUGCCCAGCUGCGCGCCGAUGAGGCGCCCAUCCCUACGGCCCACUUUGGCGACAGUGGACCGCCGCGCUGCAAACGCUGCCGCGCCUACAUCAACGCGUGGUGCGUGUUUGUCGAGGGCGGGCAGAAGUGGACGUGCAACCUCUGCGGCACCGCGACCGAAGUGGCCGCCGACUACUUCUGCAACCUCGACAUGAGCGGCCGGCGCGUCGACUUUGAGUCGCGACCGGAGCUCUCGCGCGGCACCGUCGAUUUCGCCGUGCCCAAGGAGUACUGGGCGGUCCAGGCGACGCCGCCGGCAUCGGUGCUGCUGCCCGUCGCGCCCGCGAGCACCCUCACCGAGACGGCCAAGCUCAGCCCGCGGCCCGAUGCCCAGAAGGAAAACUUUGACGGCACGACCAUGGGCCUCACCGGCCAGGGCGGCCAGGCGGCCAAGGCGGCGACCAAGGCGGCCAGCGAUGCGCUCAGCAGCAUCAACAUUGGCAAGGGCAGGACCACGGUGCGGGCGCCGCGUCCCAUGACCUACCUCUUUGCCAUCGACGUCAGCUUCAGCGCUGUCCGCUGCGGCGCACUGCAGAGCACGGUCGACUCGAUCCGCGAGACCCUCUACGGCGCCAAGCCCGACGAUGACGGCGGCGAGGUCAACGGCAACGGCGAGGCUGGGGAUGCGCCGGCGGCCGAAGCCGACGAGGGCCCUGGCUUCGGCCUGCCCCACGGCAGCCGGGUGGCCAUCCUCACCUUUGACCGCUCGCUGCACUUCUACAACCUCUCGUCGGAGCUCGACCAGGCACAGAUGCUCGUCGUGCCGGACAUCGAGGAGCCGUUCGUGCCGAUCAGCGACGGGCUGCUCGCCGACCCGUGGGAGUCCAAGCACCUGAUCGAGAGCCUGCUCAACAGCCUGCCGACCAUGUUUGCCGACAACAUGACGGGCGAGGCGGCCCUCGGCGCGGCGGUCCGCGGCGCGCAGGCCGCGCUGACGACCAUCGGCGGUCAGGUCAACCUCUUCCUCUCGACCAUCCCCACCGUCGGGCCCGGCUCGCUCAAGCACCGUGAGGACACCAAGCUCUACGGCACCGACAAGGAGAAGAACCUCUUUGUGCCGCAGGACGGCUUCUACCGCGGCGUCGCCGAGGAGUGCGUCGAGGCGGGCAUCGGCGUCAAUGUCUUCUUCUUCCCCUCGCAGUACAUCGACGUGGCGACCAUCAGCGUGCUGACCGGCCUGACGGGCGGCGAGGCCUUUUUCCACCCGCGCUACGACCCCGUCCGCGACGGCGCCAAGCUGCGGACCGAGGUGCGCCGCACCGUGCUGCGCGAGACGGGCUACAAUGUCACGAUGCGCGUCCGCUGCUCCAACGGCCUGCGCGUCGCCGAUCACUACGGCAACUUCUACCAGCGCAACGUCACCGACAUUGAGCUGGGCACCAUGGACGCCGACAAGUGUAUUGCCGCCCUCAUCAAGCACGAGGCCAAGCUCGACGAGAAGCACGAGGUCUACUUCCAGUGCGCCGUGCUCUACACGACGGCCCAGGGCGAGCGGCGGGUGCGCUGCCACAACCUCGCCGUGCCCGUCAGCAGCCUGCUCGGCAAUGUCUUCCGCUACGCCGACAUGGACAGCGCCGUCGCCUUCUACAUGAAGGAGACUAUCUCGCUCGCCCACACCAAGCCGCUCAAGGACGUCCGCCACUACCUGACCGACAAGUGCGUCAAGGUGCUCCUCGCCUACCGGCGCAACUGCGCCUCGUCGACGUCGCCCGGCCAGCUCAUCCUGCCCGAGAGCUUCAAGCUGUUCCCGCUCUACGCCCUCGCCAUCAACAAGACCAAGGCCAUCAAGGGCGGCAACGUCACGUCCGACGUCCGCACCUUCUACAUGCGCCUGCUCCGCGGCGCCGGCGUCCCGGCCAUCAUGAACAUGCUCUACCCGCGCAUGGUGGCGCUCCACACGAUGCGGCCCGACGACGGCGAGCCGAUCAAGAUCACGACGCCCGACGGCAGCGUCGUGCAGGGAGCGCGCAUCAAGAGCCCGCCCCUGAUGCGGCCCAGCUACCUGCGCAUGGAGGCCCACGGCGCCUACCUCCUCGAGAACGGCGAGGUCGCCAUCCUCUGGCUCGGCGCCGACGUCAACCCCAAGCUCGUCGAAGACCUCUACGGCGUCGCCCGCAUCGACGACAUCGACCCGCGCAUGACCCGCCUGCCCCGCCUGCCCACCAAGCUUAGCAAGCAGGCGCGCGCGCUGGUCAAGGACUUUGCCCUGCAGAGGAACAAGCCGGAGCUGCCCGUCCUCAUUGCCCGGCAGAACCGCGACGGCACCGAGGUCGAGCUGGCCAACAGCCUCGUAGAGGACCAGAACAACGACGCCAUGAGCUACGUCGACUACCUCUGCCACGUCCACCGCAUCAUCUCGUCGGACAUGACGAGCGGGAAAGACGAGGGCGGAAGCUGGUUCUCGACGUGA
Messenger RNA from Pseudozyma flocculosa PF-1, 3105 nucleotides. RefSeq lists its product as uncharacterized. Gene Ontology annotation, molecular function: zinc ion binding; SNARE binding. The record is from RefSeq and is a predicted model, not a curated record. Gene Ontology annotation, biological process: intracellular protein transport; endoplasmic reticulum to Golgi vesicle-mediated transport; COPII-coated vesicle cargo loading. The transcript has 3 exons. Gene Ontology annotation, cellular component: COPII vesicle coat; endoplasmic reticulum exit site. Lineage: Eukaryota; Fungi; Basidiomycota; Ustilaginomycetes; Ustilaginales; Ustilaginaceae. Bases 1 to 3105 code for a protein of 1034 amino acids.